CGUUGUACCAAGCUGAAGUUGUAUAUUAAUUGAAGCUUUGUCAAAUCCAGCUAGUGGAUGUUAAGGUUAGUGUUGAAUCGGAAAAAUCUUGGUUGCCUCAGGAGCGACGAUUCUUUGUUUACUUUGGAUUUUCUAGAUGCCGUAUCACCUCACUUCCCCAUAUCUUCACGUUUAAGCUCCAGAUUUUGCUAUCAACGAGCAAAGAAAUACAAUGUGGAGUAAUACUUCUAGAAGAACAGGUGAAGGUCCUAUGGACUUUGAAUGGCAAGAGAAAGGUGGCCCUAUGGAUCCAAAAUCACCGUUUCUACAAUUCAAAGCUAUGCAGCUUGAUAACAAUUCUGCCAAACCAACCAAUUCUUUUCUGGCACAGAACUCCACACCAGCUCCAGCAUUUCGAAAUCCAGCAUUCACAACACCCCGCAAACCAUACAAUUCAGAUAUAUAUUCCGAAGCUUCGGGAAUUGAAUCUUCCCCCGGCGAGACUGCCGACGCAGAAGAUACACCUGAAGUACCCAAAACCUCCAGCAAAACUAUGACGGCUUUCUCAUCAAACGCUUCUUCACGCAAACCGCUAUUUGGCAAAUAUGGCACAAACUACAAAGGAACCAGUCCUGGCGCUCGUAAUGAUUUGCGCAGAAUGAAGUUAGGAGGUCAACCUAUAGCUAAAAAGCGAAAGCGUCAGCAUCGGGAUGAACGAGAAGAUGAAACGAUGGGGAUAGUGCGACAUCACAGGAAGGAAUCGGCUUCGGAGUCAGAGAGCGAAUCAGGAGAUUCAAGACAAAAUAGUCGAUCGACCGAAGGAAGGCAAGCGGGCAACACACCAGGCUGGUUCUCCUCCUUCCUAUCUGGUAUCGAGUCGCGACCCAAUCUUCCAAACAUUCUCUCUUACUACGCUCAAUUAACGCUCAACACUUUCGUCGUCGGACUAAUAAUGUUUGGGGUUUACACAUUCUGGACUACAAUCCGAAGCGACGUUGAUCAAGCAUCUCAAAAAGCCACCGCGGAAGUUCUAUCCGAGAUGGCCAACUGCGCAAAACAAUACACAGAAAAUAAAUGUGAACCAAGCAUGAGACUACCUGCUUUAGAAACUGUCUGUAAUAACUGGGAUGCCUGUAUGUCUAUGGAUCCCAACGCUGUCGGAAGAGCUAGAAUCAGUGCGAAAACAUUCGCAGAGAUUUUGGAUAGUUUCAUCCAGCCUAUCAGCUAUAAGGCCAUGAUCUUCGUCGCCCUAAUCUUCACCCUCUCCAUCGCCGUAAACAACAUGGCCUUUGGAAUGUUCCGUUCUAAACCCCCCAUCUUUCACCCCGAACCCCAACCUCACCCUCAGCAACAUCUCCCCCAACACCCCAACUAUUUCGGGCAACCCAAUCCCUGGGGCAUCCCCCAAACCCCUCAAUCACAUUUCGGUCCUUACGAACCCUGGCCCACCGGAGCAGGAACUGCUCAAAGAGCUCUAUUCCAGAGAAGCACUUUUGGAAAUCGGGAGCGCGAAAUGGAAUUUAAAACCAUCGAGAGGAGUCCGAGUAAGAAUCGCGGGAGGAGUAAGGGGAGAAGUCCAAGUAAGGGAGAUAGGAGAUAUUUGGAAUAGAGUUUUACUUGGGUAAUCAGGGGUAGCGAGAUCAAACAUGGCUUGGGAUAGUUUCUUGAUAUUUUGGUGGCAGGUUGGAUGGGAAAGGAAAAGAAAGGAUAGGAGAGGAAAGAGACCAGAAUACAUGGAUGUAUGGAUGGGUGGAUGGGUGGGUGGGGAAUGCACGAAGCA
This is a messenger RNA of Botrytis deweyae, 1759 nucleotides long. RefSeq lists its product as uncharacterized. Bases 212 to 1588 code for a protein of 458 amino acids. Gene Ontology annotation, cellular component: nuclear membrane; nuclear envelope. The record is from RefSeq and is a predicted model, not a curated record. NCBI's taxonomy places the organism in Eukaryota, Fungi, Ascomycota, Leotiomycetes, Helotiales, Sclerotiniaceae. The transcript has 3 exons. Gene Ontology annotation, biological process: lipid homeostasis; nuclear envelope organization.